CAAUCCAAAUAAAAAUAAAAUCACAGCCAAACAAAAAAAUAAAGCCCAAAAUGUCAAAUUAACAAAUGUCAAACCACCAGCAGCAAGAAAUUACCACCGCCGUAGAUUCACCGUCGUUGCCGUCGACAAAGCGUCGCCGGGAGGAUGACCAGCCGUCGGUGACUGCGGCGGAAGCGCAACCAACAAAAAGACGGGCAGUGUUAGGGCAAGAUAUACUGUUCAGGAUUCUAUUACCGUCUAAACAGAUAGGAAAAGUGAUCGGAAAAGGCGGACAUCGCAUUCAGAAGAUUCGAGAAGAUUCUAAAGCUAAUAUUAAGAUCGCCGAUCCCAUUGCGCGGCACGAGGAACGUGUAAUCAUCAUAAGCUCUAAAGACAGUGACAACACUUUUACUGAUGCAGAAAAUGCUCUUCACCAAAUUGGCAGUUUGGUUCUCAUGGAUGAUCAUAAUGCUGAAGGACUGAAAGUUGGAACAGUGCAUGUGGCAGCAAAUACAAUAAGACUAUUAGUUUCCGAUUGCCAAGCCGGUGGUUUGAUUGGGGUAUCUGGUCAAAACAUAGGGCAACUAAGGAAUUCCUCUGGUGCAACCGUUACUGUACUUGCUCAAAAUCAGUUGCCAUUAUGUGCAUCUGCUCAUGAAUCUGAUCGAGUAGUGCAGAUAUCAGGAGAUGUACCAGCAGUGUUGAGGGCCCUGGUCGAGAUCGGAUGUCAGCUAAGGAAUAAUCCACCUAAACAAAUAAUCUCCAUUAGCCCAACCUAUAAUCUUGGCAUCCAUCGGCCACCUCAGCAAUAUGUGGACCCUUCUUCAGCCGAUUAUGUAACUUUGGAGAUGAUGGUUUCUGAGACAUUUAUUGGUGGCUUAAUUGGGAGAUGUGGAUCUAAUAUAUCAAGGAUCAGAACGGAGUCAGGAGCAACAAUUAAGGUUCAUGGUGGGAAAGGUGAAAACAAACAUAGACAACUUCACUUGGGUGGUAGUGCUCAACAGGUUGCAUUGGCAAAACAGAGAGUUGAUGAGUACGUAUACUCCCAGAUGAUGGAGCAAUCCGGUGGUCAGCAUUCAUUAGUUCAUGAUCCAACGGCAUUGAUGGCAGCCCACCCUCCUCCGAUGUUCUACCCACCAGUCCCACCCCAGCCUAUGGCAUAUUACGGUGCACCAAACCCCUAUGCACCACAUUUUUAGGUUCUUAUGUGUUACAAAUGUGUAGUAAUUUUAAACUCUUCUUUUACCUUGUGUGUUCUAUAGAUAUUGAUAAAAUUGCUAUUGCGAUUUGUAUGUACAAACUUCUGAUGGACGCAAAUACACGAGGCUCAUUUCUUUUGAUGCA
Erigeron canadensis is the source of this 1323-nucleotide messenger RNA. Its product is annotated as poly(rC)-binding protein 4-like. The record is from RefSeq and is a predicted model, not a curated record. Gene Ontology annotation, biological process: regulation of gene expression. Gene Ontology annotation, molecular function: mRNA binding. The coding region runs from base 66 to 1178 and encodes 370 amino acids. NCBI's taxonomy places the organism in Eukaryota, Viridiplantae, Streptophyta, Magnoliopsida, Asterales, Asteraceae. The transcript has 9 exons. Gene Ontology annotation, cellular component: nucleus; cytoplasm.